CAAUUCGAACGCUAGUUGACUCGCAAAAGUGCUCAAAAAGUCUGGCCGAGGAAAUUUUAGCGAAAAAAUACAAUUUCGUGAUCUUGUUUGCGCUGGAAAAACAGUGAAUCAAUCGGUCCGGGGUGGAUUGAAUCGGUCGGAAGUCGCGUCGGGUCGAGUUUUGCAUCGCGUCGGUCCAGAGCCGAGGAGGAUCUGGAAUCUGCUCGCUGCAACCGAGUUGGAGCUGGCUGGAAGUGUCAAAGGAGGAGGAAAAAAAGAGGAAGAAUCGCUGGAAGCGCUACGUGGCGCUGCAGCAGCUUUUCGAAAACCGCCUGUCAGCCAAAGAAGAGGAUGCUUUUAUCGUGAAAAAACAGUGAAAAUCGUAAAACUUACCUUACCUGUGCGACCCGGAACCAAUCAAUGGAAGUCAGUAGUGCGUGCGUGGUGAAAAUUCAUUGAAAAAUAGUGUUUUGGGACCGAACAGCAGCUUUCCCGCCGAUAAGCAUUUUCGAACAGCAGCAUCGCAAUGUUGACAGUUUUGUUCGAGCAACGCAACUGCGUUCGAACAAAAAUGGGCAGUGUCACUUCGACAGAAAAUGGCGUCUGCCAACUUUUUGGAGGAAGCUCUUCAAUCAGAUGUCGAUGAAUCUGCGGUGAGUGCGAUCGUCGGAACGCUGGAAAAUCAGUUGGACCAAUCGAGCGGGACCCCGGUGCAACAAGUCGGUAAAAAUUUCGAGUUCGGAAACGGUGGAACCAGUUUAACAAGUGCAAUUGUGUCAAAUGGAGCUGCGACCCCCAUUUAUAGUUCAGUGCAGAAUCAGAAACACAGCAAUCAUGGUGUUGCCAAUGGUGAAAUCGUACCCAAUGUUAUGAACAACAACAACAACAGCACCACGACCAACAAUAAUAACAGUAAAACUUUUAUCUUUGCCACAAGCGGUGGUGGCCAAAACGUCAUCAGCGGCAGCGGUGGCACUGUAGUAGGUUCCGGGGCUACGACCGUGGUCCUCGGGAAGAAUAUUACCGUUUCGGCCACCGGAUUCGCGCCACCUUCGACGCCCCCGGCGUUGAUUACCACUUCGUCCUCGUCGGUUCCGUCCUCGGGCGGAAUCAACAUCAUCAGCAAUCAGCUCGUGGUUUCGGCCACGGGACAGCAGCAGCCGCAGCAACCUCCGCCACCAUCCGCGCAGCAUCCGACGAACAUGCCAAAGAAUGAACCAGUGAAGUUGGUCUAUCCUGCUUCUGGUGGCGGCGGCGGUGGUGUUGGAACGCCAACGGCUGGAACCCAGGCGGUGCUCAACAUGAACAACAAUCGCGUGACGCUGACCUCGACGGCGCUGCCGAACGGGACGACCCCGCAGCUGAUACGAGCCCCUUCGACGACCACCAUCCAAGCGACCGGCCCCGGCGGUAACCCCGGCGGCCAAACGCUCAUAAUCAAGAACCAACAAACCGGCGCCGUGAUGAACUCCGGGGCGCCCGGAAUCGUCACCAUGUCCAAACCUAUGAACAACCAGGCCACCCAGAACAUUGUUGGCCUGCCGGCCGGUGUACAGAUUGUAAAUGUUAGACCUGGCGCACCACCUUCGCAAGCACAGCCCAAAACUGUUGCCGCUGUCUCACCUAGAGUUGUUAUCGGUAGUCAGCAAAUAGUUACUAGUACUAGACCACCAAAUGCAAACGCUAUCACACUAAGUGCCCUUCAAGGCCAGCCGGGCUCGACGCUGCUGCUGAAGAACGAGCAGGGCCAGUUCCAGCUGCUGCGCAUCGGACCGGCCCCGAGCGGGGCCCAGAUCACGCCCGCGAAUCUGACCGCGACGUCCGGGGCCAACCAGACGAUACGGUUGCAAACAGUGCCAGCUGUAAGUAGGUUUACCGGUCCUCCAUUAGCCCUCCGCAAGACCAUUGUCACCACGCAACAGGUGAAACAGAAGCAAAAUUUUUCUCACCAAUUGUCCCAGCAGCCCAACUCGUCCGGCACCGGCACGAUAAUCGUCAAUUCUCAAUCCAUCACGACGACGCCGACGAGUUACGUGACGACGCAAUCGACGCCGGUGGCUUCGGUGGCACCGGUUCCGGCGUUGGCCGCCCAGCAGCACAUAACCAUCUCAACGGGCCAGUCACCGGCGAACGCCGUCCUAGCAACCGGACAGCCCACGGUCGUGACCACCCAGCAACCCCAGCAGCAACAGCAGACCGUCGUGACCAGCCAACAUCAACCGCAGCAACCUCAACAACAACCCGCGACCCAAACCGUCGUCGUAACGACCACGACCGGUGGCCAAACCGCGCAGCAGCGAAACUCGUUAGAUAAUACCAAAGAAAAAUGCAGGAAAUUUCUCACCAACCUGAUCGAACUGUCCAAGCGGGAACCGAAGCCGGUCGAGAAGAACGUCCGGACGCUGAUCCAGGAGCUGGUCGACGCCAACGUAGAGCCGGAGGAGUUUUGCGAGCGGCUCGAGCGACUACUCAACGCCAGCCCGCAGCCGUGCCUGAUUGGCUUCCUCAAGAAAAGUCUCCCCCUGUUGCGCCAAUCGCUCGUCACGAAAGAGAUCACGAUCGAGGGCAUCAAUCCACCUUCCGCCAACGUAGCCUUUUCCGGUUCGCCUCUGACGCAAAUUCCCGCCCAGAUCCGGCCGGUCACGCAAACCCUGGUCUCGCAGGCCGCCCCCGGCAUGCACGGCCAAACGCAGAUCCGCAUGCUGACGACGCAGUCCGGAAUGCCCACGGUGAACCGGGUCGGUCAAACGACCAUCCGGCCGGCCACUCCGGUGCGGAUACAAACGCCACUCCAGCAACAGCACCAGCAGCAGCAGGCCCACCUCACGACCACGAUGACGGGCGGCCCGCGGCACAUCACCGCCCAGCAGAUCCGGCCAAACGCCGGCACGACCGUGGGCCACACGACCAUCGUGCAGACGAGCCAACAACUGCCGCAAACGAUCUCGACGACGCCGCCGGCGCUGCUACCGAUUCGCGCCCCGGCCGGAACGGCAAUAACGCGUACCCCGGCGACGCUCCAAAUCCGUGCGACGACCCCAACGAUAGUGUCCCGUGCCACGAGUGUGGCCGCGGUGGGUGGUGCCACGACGGUCACCACCAAGACGAUCCGCGGCCAAACGCCUGCCUCGGUGGCAGCCGUAGCAGCAGCGGCGGCCGCGGCGGCCUCCGGGUCAACCGUAACCCAGGUCAAGCAAGUGACAGCAAUUAGUAACAGUUCGGUAGCGUCCUCCGCUCCGGGGCUGGUCGUGACGGGCGGAACGCAACCGUUGCCAGCGCUAGCCCUAAGUUCUUCCGCCGUUGCCACCCUGAACAAUAGCAAUAGCAAUAACUCUGCAAGUAUAAUCAGUACAAGCAUCCCCUCGGCAACGACGGUCGUGGGGGGUGGCGGCACCAUGGCCGUCACUGUUAGCAACAGCUCUUCCACCUCGACUCCGACGGCCACCGCCAGCACACCUGGCAAGGCCGGUUCGGGCGCGAAAUCGCAGAACUCGUCGGCAGGCUCUAAAAAGAAAGCUAGCGCAACUGCCGCCGCAAGUUCCGCCGAUUCGGCUGACCCGACCUCGGCGGCGGCGAAAAAAGCGGCCGCCUCUAUGCAAUCCUCUUUUUACCAGCAUCACGUGUCCAACUCGAUGUACGGGGACGAUGACAUCAACGACGUGGCGGCCAUGGGCGGAGUCAACCUCGCGGAAGAAACGCAACGAAUCUUGGGCUCAACCGAGUUUGUCGGCACGCAAAUCCGGUCCUGCAAGGACGAGGUGUUUCUGCACAUGCCCGCGCUGCAGGCCAAAAUUCGGGGGAUCAUCGCGCGGCACGGCCUCGAGGAACCGAGCAGCGAAGUGGCCGUUCUCAUCUCGCACGCCUGCCAGGAGCGGCUGAAAAACGUCGUCGAGAAGCUGGCCGUGAUCGCCGAGCACCGAAUCGACAUCAUCAAGGUUGAUCCCCGGUACGAGGUCACGAAGGACGUCCGCGGACAGAUCAAGUUCCUCGAGGAGCUGGACAAGGCGGAACAGAAGCGACACGAGGAACAGGAGCGGGAGAUGCUGAUGCGGGCGGCCAAGUCGCGGUCGAAAACGGAGGAUCCCGAACAGGCCAAACUGAAGGCCAAGGCGAAAGAAAUGCAACGAGCGGAAAUGGAGGAACUUCGGCAGCGGGACGCCAACUUGACCGCCCUGCAAGCCAUCGGACCACGGAAAAAGCCCAAACUCGAGGAGGGAACGGCAACGCCAAUAACUCCUGGUGCCUCUGGACUUGGCGCUGCCAGCGGGAAGGCGUCCACGCCGCUCCGACCACGCAUCAAGCGGGUGAACCUGCGCGAUAUGCUCUUCUACCUGGAACAGGAAAAGGAAAGUUGCAGAAGUCAGAUGCUGUACAAAGCCUACCUCAAGUGAUCGAUUGUGGUCCGACUGCUGCUGCUGCUGCUGUUCCUGCUGUUGCUGACGACGACGACAAUGACCACCACGACGGCCAUUCUGCCGCUUCUGCGCUAAACGUGUGUGUGGUGUUGAUCCGGUGGUUCCCGCCGUGGAAUCAGGUUCAGGUGCGCGCUUUUGCUGCUGCUGCCGCACCCUUCCGACGAUGGAUUGUUUUAGAUCCGCUCGCCCGGCCGCGUACGCAUGGAAUAUGCUGGGAAUGGAAGGAAGGAAGGUCCCCCCCCACACACGCGAGUCCAUGAGUUUCAAGUUACAGUCAGGUCAAAUCUAGGUUCGAAUGAGUGCGCCCGCGAGAGUGAAUGGGUUGUUUGUGCGUGUUCGUGCCCUGCCGUAUGUGUGUGUGUGAGUGUGCGUGCGUGUGCGUGUUUUUAGGGAAUUUUGUACAUAAUUAUUUUCAAUUCUAAUAACUCGGCGCGUAAUGCGAACAGUCGGGGAAAUGAGCUGGUUUUUUGAUGUUUUAUUUAAUUUACAAAUAAUGUGAAAAGAAAAACAAAACUGUACAGAUUAAAAGAAAGAAAGCGAAAAAUCACACCCACGAAACGAAACGUCUACGUUCGCGCGUUUUUUUGAAAAGAAA
Molecule: messenger RNA, 4989 nt
Organism: Culex pipiens pallens (northern house mosquito)
Lineage: Eukaryota; Metazoa; Arthropoda; Insecta; Diptera; Culicidae
Gene: Taf4
Product: transcription initiation factor TFIID subunit 4
Exons: 12
Coding region: 576-4370 (1264 amino acids)
Biological process (GO): transcription initiation at RNA polymerase II promoter; DNA-templated transcription
Cellular component (GO): transcription factor TFIID complex
Molecular function (GO): RNA polymerase II general transcription initiation factor activity; DNA binding; protein heterodimerization activity
Source: RefSeq, a predicted model, not a curated record